AUGACCUUGCCAGCGCGUUGUUUAUGGGAGCAGGCAGCGUUUGCACUGAGGCCCAUCGGAAAGACAUCAACUAUGCUGAUUGUGCAGUUCUUUUGGAUGCCUGCUCCAUACACUGACAAGUACUAUGUUCCCAUCAACCGUCGGCCUUCCCUUAUACCCCGCCACAACUCGAGCCACACUGGAGGGAUGUUGGUAAAUCCCUCGACGGGGGAGAUAAUUACAAGUGGAACGAUCAUUAAACUCGAGACAUCGGAUCCUAAAAAACUUCCUUUGCCGUCGAUCGAAAUGCUAGAAUUGCAAUGGACACUGCACCGUAUUGCAGCUCUUCGGGGUGUUACUAACCUGGAUAAAGAAGAAGAGGAAGAAGAGGAAGAAGACGACGAUGACGACGAAGACGACGAAAGUUGUUCUGACGAUGAUGACUAG
Messenger RNA from Aspergillus affinis, 426 nucleotides. RefSeq lists its product as uncharacterized. The coding region runs from base 1 to 426 and encodes 141 amino acids. Lineage: Eukaryota; Fungi; Ascomycota; Eurotiomycetes; Eurotiales; Aspergillaceae. The record is from RefSeq and is a predicted model, not a curated record. The transcript has a single exon.